UUAGCAGAAACCAGCAUGGAUUUAUGAUGUUCACAAACCGACUCACCCCAACCAACCUUCCUUCCUUCCUACACUUAACAUUUCAAAAACUCUCCAACAAGAAACUCCUCUCCUCUUCAAUUUUCAUCCAAAAACUCCCAGAAGAACAACCCCACCAGGCAAAUACAUUGUCAUUUGCUACUCUUCAUAGCCAUUCCAAUCUUGAGCAAACAAAACAAAACCAUGCCCUUUUAAUCAAAACAUUCGAAACCCACUUCAACUACUCCCAGUUUAGCCCCUUGGCACAAUACAAUUUUCUUAUAAGCUCUUAUAUUAAGAACAACCAACCCGGAACUGCUGUUAAUGUAUAUGCUUAUAUGCGAAAAAAUGGCACUGAAGUUGAUAAUUUUACUCUACCCACUAUACUCAGAGCAUGUAGUCAAGUAUUGAUGAGCCAGUUGGGGGCAGAGAUACAUGGUUUUGCAGUAAAGAAUGGGUUGGAUAUGGAUGUUUUUGUAUCGAACGCUUUGAUUCAAAUGUAUGGAGAGUGUGGGAGUGUAGAGUCAUCGCGCUUAGUGUUUGAUAAAAUGGCGGAUAGAGAUAUUUUUUCUUGGAGUACGAUGAUUAGAAGCUGUCAUAAGGGUAGAUUAUUUGAUGAAGCGUUGGAACUUAUAAGAAAGAUGCAAUUUUUGGAAAUGAGGCCUAGUGAAGUUGCCAUGAUUAACAUGGUCAAUCUCUUUGCAGACAUUGCAAAUAUUGAAAUGGGGAAAGCCAUACAUGCUUGUGUUAUGAGGAAUGGUAAGAAUGAGAAAUUGGGAGUUGCUUUAGCCACUUCUUUGAUUGAUAUGUAUGCCAAGUGUGGAAAUUUAGCUUCUGCAAAAAGGCUGUUUGAUGGGUUGGAUCAGAGGAGUGUAGUUUCCUGGACUGCUAUGAUUGCAGGGUAUAUUCGUUGCAGAAAGUUUAAAGACGGGACUAGGCUUUUUGUUCAAAUGAUAGAAGAAAAUGUAUUUCCAAGUGAGAUUACAAUGCUUAGUCUUAUAAUAGAAUGUGGGUUUGUUGGGGGUCUAGAGAUGGGGAAAUGGUUACAUGCUUACAUGUUCAGAAAUGGGUGUAGCUUUUCUUCGGCUUUGUCUACUGCUUUGAUUGAUAUGUAUGGGAAAUGUGGUGAGAUUGGAAGUGCUAAAGCUCUAUUUGAUAGCGAGAAGAGGAAAGAUGUUGUGAUUUACAGCGCUAUGAUUUCAGCAUAUGCGCAAGCUCAUUACAUUGACGAGGCGUUUGAACUCUUUGUUCAAAUGAGGGAGAGUCAAGUAGGGCCAAAUGAGAUGACAGUGGUUGGUCUUCUUUCACUCUGUGCAGAAGCUGGAGCACUUGACUUGGGCAAGUGGAUUCAUGCUUACAUAGAAAAGCGAGGUGUAGGAGUUGAUGUGGUAAUGAAAACUGCAGUCAUGGACAUGUAUGCUAAGUGUGGAGACAUACAUGGUGCUCAUAGGCUGUUCAGUGAAGCCACAAGUUGAGAUAUCUGCAUGUGGACUGCCUUAAUGAAGGGAUAUGGAAUGCAUGGUUUUGGCGAUGAAGCUUUGAAACUCUUUGCAGACAUGGAGAGAUUUGGUAUUAACCCAAAUGACAUCACAUUUAUCGGUCUCCUAAAUGCUUGUAGUCAUGUUGGAUUGGUUGCAGAAGGGAAGAGGAUUUUCAAGGAAAUGGUUCAUGAAUACGGUCUGGUCCCAAAGAUUGAGCAUUAUGGGUGCAUGGUAGAUCUUCUUGGUAGAGCAGGACUGCUUCACGAAGCUCAUGAGAUGAUUAAAGCCAUGCCCAUAAGGCCUAACACUAUUGUAUGGGGCGCUUUGCUUGCUGCAUGUAAGCUACAUAAGAAUCCCUACAUGGGGGAAAUGGCAGCCACGGAGCUUCUUGAAAUGGAACCACGAACCUGUGGUUACAAUAUCUUGACUUCAAACUUAUAUGCAGCAUCAAAUAGAUGGAAUGAUGUUGCAGGGGUGAGAAGAGAUAUGCAGGAUUUAGGAGUGAGGAAAGAACCUGGUUGCAGUUUGAUUGAAGUAAAUGGUUCACUUCAUCAGUUCAUAAUGGGAGACAGAGCACACCCACAAAUUGGAAAUAUUAAAGAUAUGCUAUCAGAGAUGAGCAAUAAACUUAAG
Molecule: messenger RNA, 2132 nt
Organism: Pistacia vera
Lineage: Eukaryota; Viridiplantae; Streptophyta; Magnoliopsida; Sapindales; Anacardiaceae
Product: pentatricopeptide repeat-containing protein At4g31070, mitochondrial-like
Exons: 1
Coding region: 24-1493 (489 amino acids)
Biological process (GO): RNA modification
Molecular function (GO): protein binding; RNA binding
Source: RefSeq, a predicted model, not a curated record